AUGUUUUCAAAAGUGGACGUGAACGGCCCGGGGGCGUUGCCAUUGUUCGACUACUUGAAGAACCAAGCCCCCGGAAUCGCGGGGACUACCAAUAUCAAGUGGAACUUUACCAAGUUUCUGGUUGGUCGCGACGGGCUGCCCAUCGACCGCUUUUUCACCAACGUAAACCCCUUACAACUAGAGCGGGACAUCGUCGCUGCGUUGCAAGUGAAGACAGAGCCCACAACCGAAAUUGUGGAAGGCGAGUUCAUCUAACGGACAACACUUGUGGGAUACGGUUUUUUUUUGGGUUUUGUUUGGACGGCAUAUGUUACGAAAUUUCAUCGUUUUACUCGUCACAGUCAGUCCCAAGGAAAGAUUUGAGGCACAGUGGCGGCUGCCCAUCGUGUACCGCCAAGGACCUCCAGAGAACCUGGUUCUUCCCCAUCGUGCUAGCACGAGAAUGCAAUAACUUUCGCACUUUGUUUAGUGAAGUGACUAGGCAGGGUGGAUUCUCGCCAGAGUCGAAACUCUUGCUUGUUGCUGAUUUUUUUGAAAAUGAAAAUUAAUGUAUGUAUUGUUGCUGGGGGGGCGGCACAGAGAAGGUCGUGAUGUUUUGUGCCUGUGACUGCGACUGAAGGUGAGUCUCUCUUCCGAGAAUCAAAUCAAGGAUGGAGACGAAAAAUUGUCUGCUAAAACAAAUUGUGAAGCUAGGCGGAAAGCAAAGCUACAUUUUGGACAAAUAAAAUUAUGAGAAACUGCUCGUGGCUGGGCAACAGCGAU
Molecule: messenger RNA, 762 nt
Organism: Amoebophrya sp. A120
Lineage: Eukaryota; Dinophyceae; Syndiniales; Amoebophryaceae
Source: the annotation of a GenBank genome assembly